AUGUGGCAUUUCGGAGCUCUGACAAUCUGCUCCAAAUGUUUUCCGUAUUUGUUCAGCCUCCUUGAUUCAAAUACCAGGAGCAACUCAGCCGGCACAAAGCGAAGCUUUGGGGGGGCAGAAAAUUUGCACCCCCAUCGGCGUGAGCACGCCCACUCACGUGAAAGCCCAAAGCCCGCCGGCAUGGGAAAGGAGGAGAAGAAAGCCCGGCACAGCACGUCCCCGAAUAGCCAGAGCCAGACAGGAAAGGCACCCGGAGGGGAGAAAACCACCGACUCGACGCAGGAGUCCGCGAUGAAGAAGAAGAAGAAGCAGAAGAAAGCCAAGGGGGAUCCCAAAAGUGGCCAGGAGGAGGAAUCCCACACUUGUUGUGGCUGCCGUUUCCCGCUGCUGUUUGCGUUGCUGCAGCUGGCGUUAGGCACCUCUGUAACAGUGCUGGGCUUCCUUAUGGCAGGCAUCAGUUCCUCUCUGCUAGUCAGAGACACUCCAUAUUGGGCUGGGAUAAUUGUCUGUGUGGUGGCCUUAGUGGGAUUUGUUAUGCUUUGUAUUUCGUACCAACCCGAUGAGAAGACGUGUGCACAGUUCACAGUGAAGCUGCUGUAUUUUCUCCUGAGUGCCCUGGCCCUGGUUGCCUGUGUUUUGGCAGUGGCUUUUGCUGCACACCACUACUUGCAGCUGACCAAGUUCACUUGCGACACUGUCCGGGAGUCCUGCCAGUGCAAACUGGACCCUGCAGACCCCCUCGGCCGCACCUUUGUGUACCAGGACGCAGCUGACUGUGGCAGCCUGACCAGCAUGCUCAGCCUGUACCUCCUUCUGCAGAUGGCUCUGAACCUGGUGGCAGCCCUGGUGUGCCUCCUGAUGUGCUUUGUGGUGUGGAAGCACCGAUACCAGGUCUUCUACGUGGGCGUUCGCUUCCAGCCUCUCACAGCCGCCCAAGGCACUGGGCAGCAAGUGUAG
Molecule: messenger RNA, 957 nt
Organism: Cinclus cinclus
Lineage: Eukaryota; Metazoa; Chordata; Aves; Passeriformes; Cinclidae
Gene: SSPN
Product: sarcospan
Cellular component (GO): sarcolemma; dystrophin-associated glycoprotein complex
Source: RefSeq, a predicted model, not a curated record